AGAAACGUGAAUUGGAAGUUAAAGGUAAGCUAUUCCACUACAUUUCCCAUCAUGCACUUGUUCCACAGCGCAGGCGCAGACCGACACAAGCCCCGAUGACAGAAGCUACUGACCGACUGGGAUACCCCUUGGUGUGAUGGCGAGCAGGCGUUUCUGCUUGCUGACUCAGCGCGCGUGAUCAAGCCAGGCCGGGUCAAGCCACCAUCAUGACCGAGUGCUUCCUGCCUCCCAGCAGCAGCCCCGCCGAGCAGCGGCGAGCCGAGCACUCGGGCAGCGUGAACCGCACUCCCAGCUCAGAGGAGAUCAGCCCCACUAAGUUUCCGGGCUUGUAUCGCACCGGCGACCCGUCCCCGCCACAUGACGGACUCCACCAUGAGACGCCGGACGCUUACGUCUCCGACGACGACAAGGAGCACAGCAAGAAGAAGAACAAGUUCAAGAAGAAGGAGAAGCGCACGGAGGGCUACGCCGCCUUCCAAGAGGACAGCUCGGCGGACGAGGCGGAGAGCCCGUCCAAGAUGAAGCGUUCCAAGGGCAUCCACGUGUUCAAGAAGCCCAGCUUCUCCAAGAAGAAGGAGAAGGACUUCAAGGUGAAGGAGAAAGGCCCCAAGGAGGCCAAGGACAAGAAGUCGAAGGACCUCACGGCCGCUGACGUGGUCAAGCAGUGGAAGGAGAAGAAGAAGAAGAAGAAGCCUGUUGCUGUCACUGAGACCGAGCCGGUCCCAAUUGAGGUCCCCACCUUCAGGCCAAUCUUUGGCGCCCCCUUGGCGGAGGCGGUGAAGCGGACCGCCUUGUACGACGGCAUCCAGUUGCCGGCUAUCUUCAGAGAGUGUGUGGACUACAUUGAGAACUACGGCAUGAAGUGUGAGGGCAUCUACAGGGUCUCAGGUAUGAAGUCCAAGGUGGACGAGCUUAAGGCAGCAUACGACCGCGAGGAGUGUCCCUGUCUGGAGGAGUACGAUCCCCACACGGUGGCCAGCCUCCUCAAGCAAUACCUGCGCGAGCUCCCCGAGAAUCUGCUGGGCCGCGACCAGGCCCAACGCUUCGAGGAUGUGUGCGGGCGCCAGGCGGAGGCCGACAAGGUGACGGAGUUUCAGCGGCUCCUGGCCGAAGUGGCGCCAAAUAGCCGGCUCCUCCUUGGCUGGCUGGUCACGCACAUGGAUCAUGUCAUAGCCAGGGAGGCUGACACCAAGAUGAACAUCCAAAACAUCUCCAUUGUCCUCAACCCUACAAUACAGAUCGGAAAUCGGGUUCUCUACAUGUUCUUCACACAUGUGAAGGACCUGUUUGGGGAUAUUGUUCUGAGGCAGGUAGUGAGGCCCCUUCGCUGGUCCAACAUGGCUACCAUGCCGGCGCUGCCCGAGACUCAAGACAGCAUCAAAGAGGAGAUCAGGAGACAGGAGUUCCUGCUAAACUGCCUGCACAGAGACCUUCAAGCGGGAGUGAAGGACUUGUCCAAAGAGGAGCGUCUCUGGGAGGUGCAGAGAAUCCUCACCGCUCUCAAACGCAAGCUGAGAGAGGCCAAGCGUCAAGAGUGUGAAAGUAAAAUAGCUCAGGAGAUCGCCAGCCUCUCCAAGGAGGACGUUUCAAAAGAGGAAAUGACUGAAAACGAAGAGGAAGUGGUCAACCUCCUUUUGGCGCAGGAGAAUGAGAUCCUGACAGAGCAGGAGGAGUUGAUCUCUCUGGAGCAAGUCUUACGGCGACAGAUCGCAACCGAGAAGGAAGAGAUUGAGCGUCUCCGGGCAGAAAUCGCAGACAUCCAGAGUCGGCAGCAGGGUCGCAGCGAAACAGAGGAGUAUUCAUCUGAGAGUGAGAGCGAAAGCGAGGAUGAGGAGGAGCUGCAGAUCAUCCUGGAAGACCUGCAGAAACAAAACGAAGAACUGGAGAACAAAAACACCCACUUGAACCAGGCCAUCCACGAGGAGCAGGAGGCAAUCUUGGAGCUGCGCGUCCAGCUGCGCCUCCUGCAGGGCCACAAGCUGCAGCAGGACUCAGCCGUCCAGCCGCCGUCCGAGCCGCAGGCGCAGCCGCCCGCCCAGCCCAGCCCAGAAGCCAGAGGUGGCGAGGAGCAGCAGCAGGCCAAGCGUCCCGUCAUCACCGCGCCGACCGCCGCCACUGACAGCACUGCGGCGCCUGCUGCCAAGGCGGCUAAGGAUCCUCCAAAGCCGUCACCGAGCAAAGAUAGGCGGGACGCAAGUGUGUGAGCCAUCAUUUCCUUUCUUCCAUGGGCGACAGAUUGGUAAGAGAGAAAUAUGAACCCAAUCAAGUAACGUUUGACACUGUGCCAAAAUCAAGACUAUACAACCACCUACAACAGGGGUAGGGAACCUGUGGCUCUUUUGAUGGAUGCAUCUGGCUCUCAGAUUACUCUUAGCUGACAUUGCUUAACACGAUAAGAAAUUAAUAUUUUCACUGGUAAUCGGAGUUAAAAAUAAUGUUCAAAAUACAAAACAUUCUCCUGCAUUUUAUUCAUCCAUUCGUUUUCUAACGCACCUGUUCAAGAAGGUGCAUUAAUGGUAAGAAGUAUUUUUUUUAUUAUUGGUUAACUUCAGAAUAAAAAUGUUAUUAAAAAGAAUAUGAGACUUAUUAUACUGCAAAAAUGUUGACGUUACUUAAAAAUGCAUACAUUUAGUUGUAUUCAGUGUUAAAAAAAUAAUAUAAGGCUUUCAUGGAAAUACAUUUUAAAAUAUUUGGCAUUCAUGGCUCUCUCAGCCAAAAAGGUUCCCGACCCCUGACCUACAACUAAAGCUCUUUCAAAACAGAGAUUGAUAUAUAUAUAUAUAUAUAUAUAUAUACAUACAUAUACACACACACAUGGAUUUUCAUCGCUGCGACCAUGCACAGAAACAAACAGCUGGAAGGAGUCUUCUUAGUCUAACACUACUUUGAUUUCUAUUAUUUCCAUGACAAUCUUGUUUUGUACCUCUGUUACAAGGUUUAGUUUUUCAUUUCAUUUCGCAAUCAACUAUCAAAGCUGGCAAAGUGCUGCUUUGUACACGAAAGCCUAAUGUAUUUUCAGCUAUUUUAUAUCUGAUUUGACUUGUAUUGGAUGGGUUAUGCCAGUGCUCCCAUCUAGCCUCAUGAUCUAACAUGAUAAUGACAUUAAUCCUGUGACUGAAACAUUUUAGCUCCCUCAUAUUAUUAUUGUUGUCGCACACUUUUGUGUUUUAAAGAAUAAAAAUGUUCAAAUUAA
Messenger RNA from Nerophis ophidion (straightnose pipefish), 3193 nucleotides. RefSeq names its product ralA binding protein 1 (gene ralbp1). The transcript is spliced from 10 exons. Gene Ontology annotation, biological process: endocytosis; small GTPase-mediated signal transduction; positive regulation of GTPase activity. Gene Ontology annotation, cellular component: membrane. The coding region runs from base 207 to 2204 and encodes 665 amino acids. Lineage: Eukaryota; Metazoa; Chordata; Actinopteri; Syngnathiformes; Syngnathidae. Gene Ontology annotation, molecular function: small GTPase binding; GTPase activator activity. The record is from RefSeq and is a predicted model, not a curated record.